AUGUUCAAAAUUGUCAUUAUUCUAUUACUGUUCUACAAUUAUGAAGCUGAAACAACAUUGAAUCCUAACGGUCCAACGGUCAUCAAUGAUUUUAAAAACUGCAUAAUCAAUAUAAUGGAACUGCAUUUUACAAAACCAGGUUUUCUGAUUUUUGCAAACACAAAUACUAUGAGCACUGCAGUUGUAAAUAUUAGAGCAGAACUAUUGAAAUAUGUUCACAGAGAUCUUAAAUAUACAGUUGAAAUUGCUAGUCCAUUUCAUUCAAAACCAAUUUGUGACCAAGAAUAUAUGGGGGAACAUUUUCACUUGGAACAUUAUGAAGCAAUCCCUGUUGCCGAUUAUUACAUUAUUAUAAUCGAUACCUAUGAAACCUUCAAUCAUCUAGCCAGUAAACUAAUUCGUUCAAGAAACUGGAAUCCAAAAGCAAAAUUUAUAACACUACUAUACAAUUUUUCUGGCAGUAAAAACUAUAUAAAGCAAGUGGAAAGUAUUUUAACAUGCUUAUUCAAAUUUAAUGCAAUCAAUAUUAUAGUUAUUGUUCCCGAAGAAAAUAAUAUACGAAAAUCGGCGAUAUUAAGUUGGCGUCCUUACGAUCCACCAAAACACUGCGGAUAUUUUAAUGAAACUGCUGUAGGUAGAUUGAUCGUACAAAAUUUUUGUGAGAAAGGAACCUUGAAGUAUGACAAUCAAAUAUUCGAGGAAAAAGUUCCCCAUAAUAUGUCAGGAUGUCGGAUACAUAUACUAGCUAUUCAACGGCAACCAUUUAUUAGUGCAGCAGAACAUGACCCUGGUAUAGAAAAAAAAUUGAUAGACCAGGUACUUGGACAAAUGAAUAUAAUUACAGAAACUGAAAUUAUUGAAGAGUAUAGAGGAGAAAGGGACAGUAAUGGUCUGUGGGAUGGUGCACUGAAAUUAUUGGUGGCAAAAAAGGCGCAAAUACUUUUAGGAGGAAUAUUUCCAGACUUUGAUGUUCAUGAGGAUUUUGAGUAUAGUACGUGGUACUUAGCGGAUACUUAUACAUGGGUUGUACCUCGAGCUUACCCAUCACCAAAUUCAGUAGCUCUUGUAAUAAUUUUUCAGAGAUUUGUUUGGUGUUGUUUCAUAAUAGUCUUUAUUACAUGUGUCUUUAUUUGGAAGGUGUUGGGACAUUUGAGCGGUGAUACUCCUUAUAAUAGACUUUUUCGGCAUUGUUUUCUUAAUACAUGGCUUUGCACAUUAGGAUUUACUUCAUACAAGCGUCCAACUAAACAGGCGUUACGAAUUUUUUACGUUUCAUUCAACCUGUAUUGUGUAUUAACAGUAACUGCCUACAAUACUCAAUUAAUAGAUGUCUUAAGAAAUCCGACAUCCGAAUAUCAAAUUCAGACAGUUGAAGAGCUUGCUGAGAGUGAUUUGAAAAUGGGUGGUCUUGAAGAAUUGAGAGAUUUGUUUAUUAACUCGAGUGACCCUUUCGAUUAUUACAUUGGAGAGCAAUGGAUCAGUAUCAACAAUAUAACUCAAGCAUUAAUUGAUGUAGUAAUCCAUAGAAAUUUCUCGCUUCUAUGCAGUCGUCUGCAGUUGGCUCAUGUAUCUGCUAUAAUGCCUGAACUCAGUGACAGUUUUGGGAAUUUCAAAUAUUACACUUUUGAUUUAGAUAUGUUUUCUGUUCCUUUGGAAAUGUUAGCCUUAAAAGGAUUUGCUUUGACUGAUAAAUUCUCCACUAUUUUAAGUGCUUAUAAACAAAACGGUAUAAAUUCUGCAGUUAGACGUGAAUUUGCAUCUGUUAACAAAAGAAGACGAGCUAGUUUAUUGCGUAUGUUAGGUGUUGAGACAACAGAAAUUAGUCCAUUAUCGACUGAACAUCUCCAGGGUGGGUUUGUAGUACUAAUUUCAGGAUUUAUCACUGGUUUUCUAGUACUAUUGAUUGAAAUUGCAUAUAAAAAUGAUGUUGUGAGAAUCAUCAGGCUAAGGUAUAAAAAAUACUUGAAAAAUGAUUAA
Achroia grisella is the source of this 1977-nucleotide messenger RNA. RefSeq lists its product as uncharacterized. The transcript has a single exon. The record is from RefSeq and is a predicted model, not a curated record. The coding region runs from base 1 to 1977 and encodes 658 amino acids. Lineage: Eukaryota; Metazoa; Arthropoda; Insecta; Lepidoptera; Pyralidae.